AUGUCGUCUUAUUCCGAUGCCAAUCAUCAUCAAUCAAUAAUUGCUCAAAAUGAAAUCCGAAUGAUUUUUGUUCAAACAUUGAAUCCUAAACCACAAGAUUUUCUUGUGAAUCAAAACCGGCGAAGAGUAAUUUGUUUGAUUUGGAUUCUAUUGAUUAUUUAUUUCAAAAUCUUCAUUGAAUCGUGGAAAAUGAUCAAUGAUGUUUCUUCGAAAGAUGAAUAUUUGCAUCAACAAUGGCUUUUUGAACAAGAGAAAAUUGUUAAUCAAAAGAGAGAUUUACAAGAAUUUUUAAAUGAUUUACAAUCGUCUUCAAGUCAAAGUGAAAAACCGUGUAAAAAUUGUUUUAAGACGAUUUUAAGAUGGUAUUCCAAAGAAAUCUUAAACAUCUAUGAAAAAAAUCGACAUGUUAAAGAAGAAUAUAAUCAAAUCGUACUUCCAUUACAAUAUCUUUCAUCUUUUGUUUGUUUGAUAAACAACUUCUUAAUUCUCAUUAUCUUUAAAAAAUCUCACAGAUUUUAUCUUCUUUCGAAUAUUCUUCUCAUUAUUUGUCUUUGUAUUUAUGCGGAAUUCUUUCUUCCAAAUGAACCGAGUGUCUCCUAUACUUUAUUCAUCACUUGGUCAAUUAUUAUCUUUACAAUUUAUCUCUUAAUGAAAGUCUUUUCAACAUUAUUCAUCAUCGAACAUUAUCAAUUAAUAGAUUUUCUUCAAAAUAAGGAACAAUGA
Adineta ricciae is the source of this 723-nucleotide messenger RNA. Lineage: Eukaryota; Metazoa; Rotifera; Eurotatoria; Adinetida; Adinetidae. The record is from the annotation of a GenBank genome assembly.